CAGAGAGAGAGAGAGAGAGAGAGGGAGGCGAUAAGUGAAAGUGAGCAAGCGAGGGCAAACGAGAAUCCCCUCACACUCAGUUUUCAUCCUCAUUUAAGGAGCUGUGCAGCAGUGAAAGAGAGGAAAAGACGGAGAAUCAGAGCCACGCUCAUUCACACAGCCUCUGUCAGCACUUCCCUUCCUCAUCACAGCUGCUUCUGAACACAGAGGUCAUGGCUGAGGUGGAGCUGCUCUCCACACCCCAUAAUAUUCAGAUCAGCGAGGUGAGCUGUGACUCGUUCCGGAUCACCUGGGAAAUGGCCCAUGAGGACACGUCCCGAGUGACGCAUUACUUCAUCGACCUGAGCCGCAAAGAAGGCAGCGAGCCCAACCGCUUCAAGCACAGAGACGUUCCCACCAAGCUAGUGGCGAAAGCAGGACCUUUGCCAAUGGCUGUGAGAGGUCACUGGUUCCUGAGCCCUCGAACGGAGUACUGUGUCGCUGUGCAGACCGCCAUCAGACAGCCUGACGGAGACUACCAAGUGUCUGAAUGGAGCCAAGUAGUGGAGUUCUGCACUGGGGAUUAUGCCAUGGAGCAUCUCCAGCAGCUGUUAGAUAAAGCUCAGGCCGCUGCCGGGAGGAUGCUCAGGUUCUCCUUGUUCUACCGCAAUCAGAAUCCUGAAUACUUCCAUUAUGUGAGAUCAGAGUGUGGAGGUGCAAUGCUCCCAUCUCUCAAAGACAACAGUGGAAGUCACGGCUCUCCUAUCAAUGGAAAGCUACGCGGCAUCUUCCUCAGCUGCAACACAGAAUUCGACACGGGCCUCCCUCCCAAAGACUCCCCGUACGGCCCUCUGCGCUUCCAGAUUCCUGCCGAACGUCUCCUCAACGCGAGUACAAACCUCUACUUCUCUGACUUCUACUGCAUGUACACAGCUUACCACUAUGUAGUGCUGGUGCUGGCCCCUGCUGGUUCGGAGGGGGAUGACUUUUGCAAGAGCCGUCUUCCACGACUGGACCUAACAACCAAUCCCUUCCUGACGUACACGGCCGGAGACGUACCCGUGUUCUGUCACGCCAGCGAUGUCAUUCUGGAGGUAAUGUUCACAGAGCCCUUGCUUCUGGAGCACGGCGUCCUGGCUCAGAUCAGCGGCCGUCACCAGCUCAUGAGCCUCUCCACUGCCAACGCCAAAAAAGACCCAAGCUGUAAGGUGUGCAAUAUCAGUGUGGGACGCUGAACUGUGAAUGCAUGCUGUUGUAGGAAGUGCAACUGAAAAAAUAGCGGACCACAGAACCUCACAGGCUCUGGUUUGGAAAUGGACGUUCUCAUCAGAACAUGAUCAAAUAUUCACACUGUGGGGUUUGUUUUAAAACAUGCCAAAGGGUUUCAUAAAUGAGGAAUAAAUUAUAAGAACAUGAAAACUGAAUGAGGUCUGAUAGUCUAGCCUCUUGUUACGAAACUAAGCCAUAAAACCUGUGAGUCAACAGUUCAGAUCUUAAAGGGACAGUUACCCAAAAAUGUUUCAUCAAUUACUCACUUUCAUGUCUUUUAAAACCCGUAUUUAGAGCUGCAUGAUUAAUCAUUAAAAGAUUGCGAUCUCGAUUCAAACACUCGCGCGAUCUUAUUCUUAAAUGAUAAACGAUUCUCCUGUUUCUUUUAAACACCAGAACAAUCAGAUCUGCAUUGGCGCUGCUGCUGAUAGAGAGGAAGUGUUUAUCAUGUGUAGGUGUGAAAGUCUUUUCAACCACACAGUAUCAUUAAUUCUGUGUUACAUAUUCAUAUUCUCAAAGAAGUACUGAGAUAAAAGUUUAUAGUUCGGAUAUAAACACUGAUGUCUAUGGAAGUGAUCAAAAUAGAGUAAAUCACCUUUUGAAAUUAACUUGAUGCCACCAUAGGCAUUGAGGGGGACAAGCCCCCCCACAGACACACACAGUAAUUGGAAAUGGCCAAACUGCCCCCCCCCCCCAAUAUUUGAUAUUUCUUAAUGAGUGGUCUGCCUCAGUAGUCUAACAGCUCUCGUCAAUGUCAAAAUGAUGGCCAAUCAGAUCAAAAAAGGAAAAAGGCGGGGCUUACUAUUCACUGAACUCAACGCUUUCAGUUUUUACAUUGAAAGAGUGUGUGCGUGGUAAGAUUUGACAACUGUUUUACACUGGAUAUAAUGACCCACAAUAACAUACAGAGAUACAAACUACUUUAAUGUAAUUUCACCAUUUUGAAUUGAAAAUUUGCUAUCAUUUAAAUGAUCUCAUUCAUAACUGAAUAUGAUGAGAUUUUUAUUUUUUUAUUUUAUUUUUUUUUACAUUUUUGACAUAUUAGACAUACAAAAAAGAGUAAAUGUGUGCAUAAUUUUAAAUAAAAUAUUAAUUGCAAAGAGUUUAAAUGGAUUACUUCACAACUAUAGGCUAUAAUUAGACCUGGAACUACAGUGCACAGCAUAAACGAGUACACCCCCUCUGAAACUUCUGAAAGUCAGCAAUUACUCAAUUACUUAGAAGACGUGUUAGGGUUCUUUAGAGAUAUAAUGUUCCAGCAAGUCUGCCUAAUCAAUUACCAAAGAAGCAUGUCAAAAUUAUUCAGGAAAAUAAGAUUUUCUUGUCAAGGUGAUAAAAUGUAAAAAUGAGUACACCCUCCUAGAAGUUACUGAAAACGAAAUAAAAAUUGUCUGGUGUAAGUUUAAAGGGAUAGUUCACCCAAAAAUGAAAAUUUGAUAUUUAUCUGCUUACCCAAAUUUUCAUUUUUGGGUGAACUAUCCUAAAUCCUAUGGGUGAAACUAUGUUUCAUCAACAGGUAAGUAUGUUGAACCAAAACAUUUAAAGAGAAGUAAUUGCUUGACAAUUAAAAGUGUUAUAUAGCCCACUGAAUCAUUCUCAGACUUAAUGCUGACAACAAUGGGAGAGAACUGUCA
Messenger RNA from Megalobrama amblycephala (Wuchang bream), 2882 nucleotides. It is a transcript of the gene phyhip, whose product is annotated as phytanoyl-CoA hydroxylase-interacting protein. The transcript has 5 exons. Gene Ontology annotation, molecular function: protein binding. Gene Ontology annotation, cellular component: cytoplasm. Bases 213 to 1214 code for a protein of 333 amino acids. Lineage: Eukaryota; Metazoa; Chordata; Actinopteri; Cypriniformes; Xenocyprididae. The record is from RefSeq and is a predicted model, not a curated record.